AACAGCAUUUGCCGUGGGCAUUCAGCUGGUCGGGUUUCAUAAUAACGCGGAACGCGUUUAUAUAUUUCCAUUUAUUUACGCCGAUCCCAGUAUGAAUAAUUGAAAAGUUGACAUACUCCCAAGUCAUAUAUGGAUCGGAGUAUUUAAUCUAAACAUUUAUAUAUAUAUAUACACCCAACUGGACUCAUUUUCUUUUGAACAGCCUCACUCUCAUUUAUUUCAAUUCACAUUUUUUCAUUCUUUUCAUCUUCUUUUUUUAAAAUCUCCAUAACAUAGCUGUCUCAACCUGGUCAUCUUAGCUCUGAGAAACAAGAAUGGAGAAAACUGCCUUACGGCACUUAACCUGCAGUUCGGUCUUCUUGGCUGUGUUGGUUCUGUGGAGCUCCUCCGCCGGAGCAGAAGAUCCGUAUAAGUUUUACGAGUUCACCGCCACUUAUGGCACAAAAUCUUUGCUUGGUUUUCCCCAAGAGGUGAUCUUAAUCAACGGCCAGUUCCCCGGGCCGACAUUGAAUACAACUACUAAUGACAAUAUAGUCCUCAAUCUCAUCAACAAGUUAGACCAGCCCCUUCUCUUGACAUGGAAUGGGAUAAAGCAGAGGAAGAACUCGUGGCAGGAUGGGGUUCUCGGAACAAAUUGCCCCAUCCCACCAAACUCGAACUACACCUACGUAUUCCAAACCAAAGAUCAGAUAGGAAGCUACACAUACUUCCCAUCAACUGGCAUGCAGAAGGCUUACGGAGGGUUCGGAGCUAUCAAUAUCAAUCAGAGAAGUGUUAUUGCAGUCCCCUACCCAAAACCAGAUGCCGAUUACACUUUACUAAUUGGUGACUGGUGGAAGUACAAAAAUCACAAAGAAAUGCAAUACAAACUGGACUCAGGAAAACCUCUGUUGCCAUUUCCUAAUGCCCUCCUUAUAAACGGCAAGAAUCACUCGGACAUGAACAUCACGGCUGAUCCAGGCAAAACGUGCAUGUUGAGAAUAUCCAAUGUGGGGUUGAGAAGCUCCAUAAAUUUCAGAAUCCAAAACCAUAGGAUGAAGUUGGUAGAGAUGGAGGGAUCUCACGUGAUCCAGAACUACUACGAUAGCCUCGACAUUCACGUGGGACAAUCUUUUACCGUCCUCGUCACCUUAGACCAGCCGCAACCAAAGGACUACCUUAUCGUUGCAUCGACAAGGUUCAGCAACCGUCUUCUCAACGCCACCGCCGUACUGCGCUACUCAAACUCUAACACUCCAGCUGCUCUUGACCGUAUUCCCCCGGCUCCCAGGGGCCAACUGCACUGGUCUAUGAAGCAAGCCAGAUCUAUCAGGUGGAACUUGACAGCAAAUGCAGCGAGGCCGAACCCGCAGGGCUCGUACCACUACGGGACGAUCAACAUAACGAAGACGCUGGUGUUGACCAACUCGGCGCCAGUCAUGGAAGGGAAGCAGAGAUAUGCCGUCAAUGGGCUGUCUUACGUCAACCCAACCACCCCUCUGAAGCUCGCGGAUUGGCUCAACAUCACGGGCGUCUUCACCCUCGACGACUCACCAUUCCUGCAGACUCUUCGUCCUUCUGGAGGCCCCGUGGCCCCCUAUCUUGCCACCCCCGUUAUCCCCGCUACCCUCCACGACUUCGUCCAGAUCGUCUUCCAAAACAACGAGAAAACCAUGCAGUCUUGGCACUUAGAUGGUCACGAUUUCUGGGUCGUCGGUUAUGGAUCGGGAAAAUGGAAUGAAGGGUUUAAGAAGAAAUAUAACCUUGUUGAUGCUCCCACCAGGCAUACUGUACAGGUUUACCCAAAUCGAUGGACAGCUAUACUGGUGUCAUUGGACAAUAAAGGGAUGUGGAAUAUAAGGUCAGCAAUGUGGGACAGAGCAUACCUAGGACAACAAUGUUACCUCAAGGUCUACUCCUCAGAGAUUAGUCUUCGUACUGAAUAUGAGAUCCCUAAGAAUGCUCUUCUCUGUGGCAAAGCUCUCCAUCGUUAAUUAUUAGCUUUAUCAUCUCAUCUCAUUCAGAUCAACUAUAAUUAUACGGAUCAUCGCAGUUCAUAUAUAUAUACAUAUACAUUUGUAUACUUUGUUUGUACCUGUUUUUGUUUACACACACACAUAUAUACUUACGUCAAGUUUUCACACAUCAAAACAAAACCCGACUGUGUUUGCUUCGUUUUGGAGCAUCUUGUAAUUUGUCUCUGUUUUCUGGUCUAUUGUGGACAAAACCAUUUCCACAUUCAUCCUCAAUUAUAUAACUUUCUCAUUUGUCUUUUAAUUUCACAAUCCCAGUGUAAUAUUUUGGUAUACUGGUAUAAAAUAAAGAACUACUUACACU
Molecule: messenger RNA, 2316 nt
Organism: Cuscuta campestris
Lineage: Eukaryota; Viridiplantae; Streptophyta; Magnoliopsida; Solanales; Convolvulaceae
Source: the annotation of a GenBank genome assembly